Molecule: messenger RNA, 1764 nt
Organism: Mobula hypostoma (lesser devil ray)
Lineage: Eukaryota; Metazoa; Chordata; Chondrichthyes; Myliobatiformes; Myliobatidae
Gene: dthd1
Product: death domain containing 1
Exons: 6
Coding region: 1-1764 (587 amino acids)
Biological process (GO): signal transduction
Molecular function (GO): protein binding
Source: RefSeq, a predicted model, not a curated record
AUGGAGGCAGCUACAUUUGAAAACACAUGCCGAUCAGACAAUAUUUCCGAUACUAUUGAAUUGAUUCAGCAAAGGAACCAUCUCCUCAAGUCUUUACUUCAGGAGAAGUGGAAGCUUUCGGAGAGGGAUGAAAUGGGUGUCCAGCAACAUCUUCAUGCGGUGUUGCUCCUGAGCAAACAAAUCAGUGCUGAACUCCUGCGACAGUUCAAAAGUGCAAAAGAAGUGCUACAAAUAACAACAGAAAUAGUAGCCACUCUGUGCGAAGAGUACCAUGCAAAUACUAGGCCGGAGCAAAGCUUGUCACUAGAAAUGGGAAACAGUCGACAAGACUCUACUGGUAGCAACAUUCAUCUCCUCAGAGGAGAAGGUACAGGGAAAGAAGCUGGUGCAGUAACCACAGGAGAAUGUUUGCAGAUAUCCAAAGUUUGCUCUGCUGGGCAAGAGAGAGCAAUGAGUCAGCCUGAAAUUCAGACAUCAGAUCAAAUAAAGGAUCAGUACAGAAUAAUAAAACAGAUGGAUUGUAGCACUGAAGUGAAGGACACUGAGAGAAAUUUAAAAUUUGAUUCAGCUGGUAAUCAAGAUGAAAACAAAGAUAUUUAUCUCCAAACCACAUCAGAAACUGCUGGAGUCACUGAAAAACAAAUAAACAAAUUGCAUGAUAAGAAUGAGGUGACUGAACUUCUGAAAGCUGAAGACCGCAGAGGCUGGUCCCAAAGAGAAUUGUUUGCAGAGUUGGAUAGAGGAGAUGAGCCUCAAAUUGGCUGUUAUGUCACUGCACCAUUUCUCAUAGCCCAGAGGCUGCUGUGCAAAAUAAUCAAUGAAAGGGGCCCCACGGUUGUAAGUGAUGACGAAGAAUUGGUGAGCAAUGUGAUCAGCAUUCAGUGUACUGACUCCAGGAUCGGGAAUCCAUUCCCCUUAAAGAUUGCUAUACCAUUCUCUGCUUGGUAUCGGGGUAAUUACCAUAAUAUUAUGGUAAAGGCAUCAGAUACAACACCACAUUCAAGUUAUUUGAGUCCACUUUCCUUAGAAGGUGUGUACAAUAGGCACAAGAAAAACUGUGCAGAUAUUAAGAUAUAUAAGCUUGGCAUCUUUUCAGUUAUAUCCUGCUUAAGAAAAGAGACAUUUACUGUACCACGGACAGGUUUAGCCCUGAAGCUCAGUAUGGACUCAAGAAUUACACUGAACUACUUCCCUGGAUCCUUCAGUACCUCAGUGGUAGUUCAAUCAAAGAUUCAGCGAAUUGAUUCAACAUUGUUGAAUGUGAUGAAAUCAAGAGACGAUAGCUUUCACUCCAUAAUCUCCACUAGCCCUCUUGUUCAUAUCAAACACCCAUCUACUCAGCAGUUUUGGAAAUCAAUUACCAUCACUCUGCCCUGUCCACCAAACUCGGGUAAAAAGAGAUUAGGAGAUAAAAUCCUCGGGCAGCAACAGCAGCAGCACGGAAGAACAACAAUCUUUGCUCUCGAAACACCGUCUGAGAAUCUACUUUAUUGGGUAGCCUCAAAAAUUUCUGAAGAAGAUGCGAUGUUGUUUGUGGCAUCUCUGCGAAUCCGUCGCAGCACCAUCCAGCUGGUCAGGCUGACCAAUCCUGAUGACUUAACAGACCAGAUUUACAAAUUCCUCAACAUGUGGAACAAGAAUCUGCCAAUGUCUGUAGAUAAAAUCCAAAUCCUUUCCAAACAUUUGAGGAAAUGUGGAAGAGAAGACUUAGCAGAAGAGUUGCAGUCAAAAUAUAGUCAAGAAGACCCUGUAAAACUUCUAUAA